Molecule: messenger RNA, 140 nt
Organism: Funneliformis geosporum
Lineage: Eukaryota; Fungi; Glomeromycota; Glomeromycetes; Glomerales; Glomeraceae
Source: the annotation of a GenBank genome assembly
AUGAAACAAAAUUGGAAAGCAAUGCCAAUAGAAUUUGGAAGAUCUCCUAUUAAUAUUCAAAAACAUCACUUAGCAGUAGAUUGGUAUAACUGGAUUGUCUUAUAUUCACUUCCACUACUUCACAAUUAUUUACUUAUAAG